GUGUCCUUGUUAGCUAACGAGCUAGUUAGCUGCCAUAACAGGCGAGCAAAUGUGAACUAUUUGGAAAGAUGAAUUAAACCGCGCUUAAAGGGUGAUUUUGAAAGAGAUUCGUGUUGACCCGCUGUUGAUAACAGCACCAUGUUUCGUGUCGGGAGUAAAGCUGCCUGCAUGGCCUGCAGGAACCUGGUCUCCACCAACAUGGGAGUGAGAUUUCGGGUACCGCUGCAAAAGCUGCACCCCCUGUCCCGUGCCAUCCACCACCGCUACUCUGGAAACACCAACCCCCAGCGUACCCCUCAUCGCACAGCAGCCCGCUAUUUUACCUCCAUGUCACGGUUGCCUAUGCGGCCACCUAAGCCUCCCCCAGGAUCAGGGGGCUAUGGCCACCAGCAGCAGCGCAACUUUUGGGUGGCCCGCCUCGCUGCCCGGCUUUUAAAGCUCCGAUAUAUUCUGUUUGGAACGGCAGUGGGAGGAGGGUACACUGCUAAAAAGACCUAUGAAGAGUGGAAGGACAUGCUGCCUGAUUUUAGUGAAUACAACUGGGUCAUUCCUGAUUUUGUCUGGGAACUGAGUGAACAAAUUGAUCUUGAUAAACUGGCCAAAGCUCUACCAGAGAUGGAGGAAAUAGCCAAACUACUACCUGACCUCGACAAGAUCGGCGAGAACUUCACUUUCCUCAAAAGCCUCCUGUCCUCUGGUGUGAGUUUGGGUAGUGAAGUCAAAGGAGCUUCUGGUCUGCAUCUGUUGUUAGAAACCUCAGGCGAUCCUCCACUCAAGGCCACAGAUUCAUCCACUGCAGCCACGCAAGAUGGCAGCGACAAGCAAUACAAAAAGGGUCUGCUUGGCGAGCUCAUUCUAAUUCAGCAGCAGAUCCAGCGGCACGAGGAGGAGGUCCGGCGGGCCGCGGCAGCCAAUAGUGCGCGUCCCCCACCGCCAGAGCCUGCUCCCAGUCCGCCUCCGAACCCCAGCCCCCCUCAACAGAAGCGCAAGUCAUCAGACAAAGAAAAGAUUGACCAGCUUCAAGAAGAACUGCUCCGUACGCAGCUCAAAUAUCAGCGCAUGCUGGAGAGACUGGAGAAGGAGAAUAAAGAGUUAAGGAAAGUGGUGCUGCAAAAAGAUGAUAAGGGGAUUCAUCAAAGAAAAGUGAAGAAAUCUCUUAUUGACUUGUAUUCUGAAGUCCUGGACAUCUUGUCUGACUAUGAUGCCAACUACAACACCCAGGACCACCUACCCCGGGUGGUUGUGGUUGGGGAUCAGAGUGCUGGAAAGACGAGUGUACUGGAGAUGAUUGCCCAGGCCAGGAUCUUUCCCAGGGGCUCAGGAGAGAUGAUGACCCGCUCUCCUGUCAAGGUGACACUAAGUGAAGGCCCCCACCAUGUGGCCUUGUUUAAGGACAGUGGCCGAGAGUUUGACCUUACCAAGGAGGAGGAUCUGGCUGCUUUGAGGCAUGAGAUCGAGCUGAGGAUGAGGAAGAGUGUGAAGGAGGGACAGACCGUCAGCUGUGAGACAAUAUCCUUGAGUGUCAAAGGCCCCGGUAUCCAGAGGAUGGUGCUUGUUGACUUACCAGGAGUCAUCAGUACUGUGACUACAGGCAUGGCAUCAGACACUAAGGAAACCAUCUUCAGCAUCAGCAAAGCCUACAUGCAGAACCCCAAUGCAAUCAUCCUCUGUAUUCAGGAUGGCAGUGUGGAUGCAGAGAGGAGCAUUGUAACAGACUUGGUUAGCCAGAUGGACCCCCAUGGGAAGAGGACCAUCUUUGUCCUGACCAAGGUGGACUUGGCUGAGAAGAACCUGGCCAGCCCCAGCAGAAUCCAGCAAAUAGUGGAAGGAAAGCUGUUUCCCAUGAAGGCCCUGGGCUAUUUUGCAGUGGUGACCGGAAAAGGGAGCAGCGCUGAAAGCAUUGAAUCCAUUAAAGACUAUGAGGAAGACUUCUUCCAGAACUCCAGAUUACUAAGGGAUGGCAUGCUGAAAGCCCACCAGGUGACCACAAAGAACUUGAGUCUGGCCGUCUCUGACUGCUUCUGGAAGAUGGUCAGGGAGUCAGUUGAGCAGCAGGCUGAUGUCUUCAAAGCAUCUCGUUUCAACUUGGAGACUGAAUGGAAGAAUAACUACCCUCGUCUGCGAGAGCUGGACAGGAAUGAACUCUUUGAAAAGGCUAAAAAUGAAAUCUUGGAUGAAGUCAUUAGUUUGAGUCAAGUGACCCCACAACACUGGGAGUCCAUUUUGCAGAAGAAGCUGUGGGAACGUGUUUCCACCCAUGUGAUUGAGAACAUCUACCUGCCUGCUGCUCAAACAAUGGACUCGGGCACCUUUAACACCACAGUCGACAUCAAGCUGAAGCAGUGGACCGACAAGCAGCUUCCGCACAAAGCACUCGAGGUUGCCUGGGAGACACUGCAGGAAGAGUUUGCCCGCUUCAUGGCUGAAUACAAAGGCAAAGACCAGGACGACAUUUUUGACAAGUUGAAGGAGGCUGUGAAGGACGAGAGCAUCAAGAGGCACAAGUGGAAUGAGAGGGCCAUGGACAGCCUGAGGGUGAUCCAGCACAAUGCCCUAGAAGACCGCUCCAUCACAGACAAGCCUCAGUGGGAUGCAGCAAUCCAGUUCAUGGAGGAGACCCUGCAGUCACGCCUCAAAGACACUGAGUCAGUAAUCAGAGAUAUGGUGGGUCCAGGCUGGAGGCAGAGGUGGCUCAACUGGAUGAAUCGCACACCAGAACAGCACAUUCGGAAUGAAACAAAAAAUGAGCUGGAGCGCCUGCUGAAGCUACACGAUGAGCAUACAGCCUACUUGGCCAAUGACGAGGUCACCACAGUCAGGAAGAAUCUGGAGGGACGAGGGGUUGAAGUUGAUCCUGUGCUGAUCAAAGACACAUGGCAUCAGCUGUAUCGUCGACACUUCUUGCAGAAGGCGCUGUCUCACUGUAACCUCUGCAAGAGAGGUUUCUACUACUACCAGAGACACUUUGUUGACUCUGAGUUGGAGUGCAAUGAUGUGGUACUUUUCUGGAGGAUCCAGAGGAUGCUGGUCAUCACAGCCAACACUCUCCGACAGCAGCUCACCAACACUGAGGUGCGCCGUUUGGAGAAAAACGUGAAGGAAGUGCUGGAUGACUUCGGGGAGGACAGUGAAAAGAAGACUCACCUCAUCACAGGACGCAGAGUCCAGCUGGCCGAGGAUCUCAAGAAAGUUCGUGAGAUCCAGGAGAAACUUGAAGCCUUCAUAGAAGCUCUACACAAGGAAAAGUAGGAGAACCAGAAAUAUUGAAAGCAAAUGAAUGGAUCACACCAGAGAAAUGCACUGAACAAAGACAACUAAACCUGUAAAUGACCGCCAUCACACCCUGACCCCUCCAACACCACUCCCUUGAUUUUAAUAGCCUCGGCUCGGCUUCCUGUCCCCCUCUGACGCUGAUGGAAAGACGGACCUGAACUGAAGGAAACAGUUCUCAAGCUUUCGCUUUGUUUUCUCUUUCAAACGGCCCGGGGUCAGCAGGGGAACUUGUGCACAGGAGCCCAAACAGCAUCACAUCAGGAGGAAACUGAGAAGCUUGCACAGUGUUGUUAGACAUCUGAACUCUCAUUUUCAAUAAAUGAGGUUUGUGUUCA
This is a messenger RNA of Plectropomus leopardus (leopard coralgrouper), 3608 nucleotides long. It is a transcript of the gene opa1, whose product is annotated as OPA1 mitochondrial dynamin like GTPase. Gene Ontology annotation, molecular function: GTPase activity; microtubule binding; GTP binding. The record is from RefSeq and is a predicted model, not a curated record. Gene Ontology annotation, cellular component: microtubule; cytoplasm; mitochondrial membrane. Gene Ontology annotation, biological process: mitochondrial fusion; intracellular distribution of mitochondria; mitochondrial fission. Lineage: Eukaryota; Metazoa; Chordata; Actinopteri; Perciformes; Serranidae.